CAGGGUGGCAGGCAGGUUGCCAACGCUUCAACCAAUGCUGCUCGGAUGGACUGGCACCGGGGGCGGCUUUGAUCAACACCAAACGCCCGGGGUGUAUUUUGUUUUACGGCGUCGUUUCAUUAUAUUGCCCCAACAGGAGCGUCGGGAGAAGUGCGGGGCGUCAGAGACUUCUUUUUUUUUCAUUCAGCGUUUUAACAGCCAUUGCACCAACAAACAAAAACGUGUCGCCGUCCACCUCAAGGAGGAAACUGUCUCAUCUGCUUCAACCGAAACUACACCAUCGCCCGAGGCAGCCCUUAAAAAAAGACCUUCAACAUAGGAGCUAGCAGCGGGCUGCAUUAGCUGGCUAGCUGAGUUGGCUAACUUUGUUGGCAAGCUGUCUGGACACGAGGCGUGUUCAUAACUCUGUUGUUCGUGUCAGUGCUUUACUUUACGUGUAGUCAUCGCCUCUUGAACCACCCCACAUAUGAGAUGACAUUCACACAAUGUUAGCAGUAGUUGCAAAAGUUAGCUAACGUCUAGCUAGCUUGCAAGCCAUGCUAUUUUUUUUUUUAACGUGACUCAGUGACCGUUAAUGAAUAUCGUCACAUCGGGUGUUGUCUGGCUGUCGCCCCUCCGACGAAACACUACUGCUGCUGCUGUUCCUGUCCUGUCACGCCUGGGAGAAAGAAAAAAAGAAAUAUUUGGCAGUUAAUUCAGAUUACCAGUAAUCUAUGAUGGGAUCUCUGAAGGCUCUCCAGGAGUGGUGUCGGAUACAGUGUGAAAAUUACAACGAUGUGGAAAUACGGGACAUGUCAGCGUCCUUUCGGGACGGUUUGGCUUUUUGUGCCAUCAUACAUCGCUACAGACCAGAUUUGAUAGACUUUGGCUCACUGUCUAAAGAGAAUGUCUACGAGAACAACCGACUGGCGUUUGAAGUGGCUGAAGCUCAGCUGGGUAUUCCAGCCCUGCUGGACCCAGAAGACAUGGUGUCCAUGAAAGUACCUGACCGGCUUAGCAUCAUCACAUACGUCUCGCAGUACUACAACUUCUUUAACAACAAGUCUCAAGCAAACCCUCCGUGUUUGAAGAGGCUGAGUUCUGCCGGUCAGAAUGAGCCGGCCCAGAAAAGGCCUCCGACCCCUUUGGAAGACAAAGUGGUUGAGACUGAGCCUGCGCAGACAGGUGCAGAAGCGUUCACAGCAGCCAGGCGCAGCACCAUCAGCAGCACCUGCGCCGCCUGCCAGAAGCACGUCCACCUGGUGCAGAGGUUUCUGGUAGACGGCAAGCUCUACCAUCGCAACUGUUUCAGGUGCACAGAGUGUCGCAGCACUCUGUUUCCUGGAUCAUACAAACUAGGAAGUGACUCUGGAGCACUGGUCUGCACACAUCACAUUACAAGGCACGCUACAGCCAAUCAGAACGGCCGGCCAGAUCUUAGUAAGAGACCACCAGCGGUUCAGUCUGCCAGGAUUGGUCGGUUUCAUCACUCUGUGCCCUCUGAGAGGGACCAGGAACAGACUCCUCAACCAUCAAAUGAUACUGACACUCCUGCCAAUGACUCUGACACUGUCGCUCCUGUCGUAUCAAACGCAGCAGACUCUUUGGAAACAGUAAAAGAGAUGGAUGGUAAUGCAGAGACGGAGGAGACGCCACGUUCUUCUUCUCCUCCCAACCCUUUUGAUGAGAGUGAUGAAGAGGAGGAUGAAGGAGAAAAAGAGGAAGAAACACAAACACCAGCCAAAUGUACAGCGAAUGGGGACGUCCCUUCUACACCUGUCAGUCAUGCUGAAGGUGCCAGUCGACCAGUACCUGCACCUCGCCGGGUUUCUGAACCCACCCCUCCACCUCGUCCUGCCCCGCGGAUUCGGCUACCUCGCACAUCAGAUGGACUCACAGCCAGUGAACAUCUCAAACCUCCAACUCCUCCCAAACCUCGAGAACGCUCACAGUCUCCUGCAAGUGGCACCCAUAAACCCAAAGACCCACCUUGGCUCGUCCUGGUCCAAUCAGAACACAAGAAGAAGAAAGCCCCUCCCCCUCCCCCUGCUGGACUGGCAACACCCCCCAACACAGGCUCUCUGUCCUCUCUCAAAGGGGAAGACUCCAGACCCAGCACACCCCCUCAGCCCUCCAACCCGUUCGACGACGACGAGGACGAUGAAAACGAGGAGGUGAAGGAAGAGGAGGGAGGUGAAGGAGGAGCGCUGCCACAAACGCUGGUGGCGAGUCACCCGUGGUACAACAUCACCAAGGCAGCGGACUCGGCGGGUGCAGAAACUCCCCCCACAGGAAGCUCAUCCCGCUCUGCCAGUCCAGGAAGCGCCAAGAACAAAAAACGACCGGCGCCUCGAGCUCCACAGCUUCCCUCCAGUAACCAAGCUCUCUCUUGUUCUCAGCCAUCCUCUUGCUCUCCCUCUCCAGCUCUCAGCACAGAGAGUUUGUCGUCCGGCUCGGACCACAGCUCCUCCCAGCUCCCUCUGAGCGGCAGUGCCAGCAGCGACCAGGAACACGCCUUCACCAAAAGCGUCUCAGAGCCUUCCAUCUGUUCGCCGUGCGACUCGACAGCCUCCCCUUCCUCCUCCUCCACCGAGCGUCUGCCUCAUCCCUCCCCAGGCCUCCACCCUUCUCCCAUGCCAUCAUAUGCCAGUUCAGCCCCUGCCACCCCACAGACCAGUCGCAAUUCAGCCACCAAAGGCCCCGAAGCCCCACCGCCACGGCCCACCACAACCCCCAGCCCACUGGCCACAGAGACUGCCCAGUCAAACAACAAGCGGAUAUGUAAGGAGAACCCCUUCAACAGGAAAGCUUCUCCCUCACCUGCUAAAUCUAAAACGAAACCUCCAAAAGGCCCUCGUCCUGCCAGACCCCCAGCACCCGGCCACGGCUUCCCUCUCAUCAAACGCAAGGUACAGUCGGAUCAUUACAUCCCAGUCGAGGACAUCCACGUUGAGAUGAGUCAGCUGGAGAAGCAGCUGGAUGAGUUGGAGCAGAGAGGAGUGGAGCUGGAGAAGAAGCUGAGAGACAACCCUAACGACGAGGAUGAGGAGCACCUGCUGGUGGACUGGUUCACUCUGAUUCACGAUAAACACCUUUUAGUUCGCAGAGAAGCUGAGCUGGUCUACACGGCAAAGCAGCAGAACCUGGAGGAGAGGCAGGCUGAUGUGGAGUAUGAGCUGAGGUGUCUUCUCAACAAACCAGAGAAAGACUGGACUGAGGAGGACAAGAGUCGGGAGCAGGAGCUUAUGGCUGAGCUGGUUACCAUCAUUGAACAGCGCAACCAAAUAGUCAACACCAUGGACCAGGACAGGCAGAGGGAAGAAGAGGAGGACAAACUUAUGGAAGCCAUGUUGAAGAAAAAAGACUUUCACAAGGAUCCAGAAAGCAACCAGCAGAAAAAAAAGGGGGCAAAGUUCAAACCCAUCAAGGUGCUCAAGCGGCUGAGCCAUAAAGGAGAACCAGGAAAGAACCAAAGCCCUCACAAGGAGAAGAGCUGAAGAGCAGAGGACAUGAGAGGAUAAUAGACUGUUUAAACAAGACUAAGGAAAUUUUAAAAAGACGCAAGAAAAGAAAUUUCUCAGUUCAAGAAGGUGACGUCUCCUUGAACUGUUAAGUGCAACCCAGACUCCGCUCCCUGCUUUCUAAAAACUUUAUUUUCAGUUGCCUUUGUGUGUUUCAAAGAGACAGUCUCACAACUCAAGUGCUUUAAGAGCUUUAAGCUCUGAAUAUUGAAGCUAGUGAAGUGUAGAGUGGGUUCCUGUAUUACUGCACUGAUCUGUUGUAUGUUCUUGCUUCACUUUCCCUGCAUUGCACAGCGACUCUGCCCUGUGGGCCUUCGUCAAGGUUCAGCAAAGGUGGGACUCGUCACUUUGCUUUGAAUGAAGUCCAUUUACGUUGAUCCCUGAUACCCAUCAGUUUUUAAUGUUUUACUUUUAACCUGACGUACACUCCUUUAAUGCCUGUCUCCUGUGCGCUGUCAUAGGAUGGAUAUCUGAGGUUUUAUGUCAUGUCUGGUUUACAUCUGUGGUACUAGUAAAAUUAAUAGGUUUUUGGGUGACAUUUGCUUUAAACUCCAACAUGUACUCUCGAAAUGCUCAAUCAACAAUGGAUACCUAAAGACUUGUAGCUGCUAUAUUGUUUGUCGUUUCCUCCUGUUUAGUUUCUUCAGUAAUAGUUUAGUAAUGUGUAAAUGCCUAUGAAAGUAGGUACAGUAUUUAUGAGUGGGUGUGACUGGAGAGAAAAUGUGGGGGGGGGUAGAAUAUUACAAAAGUAUCAAACUGCAGAUGUCUGUUUUAAAAUGAAAGGUCACACAUGCAAUAACAGUAUUUUAUCAAUGGUAGCCCAUUUUAUAACAGUUUUAACCAUUGGGGGGAACCUGAAUAUGCAAUCAUUAAUUUUAUAUUUUAUUAUGCCUUUCUGUAUGUUUCUGUGUUUCGCCUUAAAACAGAUAGAAAAAAACAACAUGUUAAUAUUAAGACUGAGUGCCAUUUAUUUAAUUGCAUAUGUGGAUGAACAUCAUCUGUUCAGCUAAAGCUAAUGUCUGUAAGUUUACUCAUCCUGUUCCUGUUUUGUCAUCUAGGUUAUGUAUUUGUCUGCUCUGUGCCUGUCUUCCUGUCUGGCUGAAACCAAGGGCUUCUGUAGCACCACACUUUUUUUCAGCUAACAUUGUCCUAAAACAGCAGCAGGAUUAUAUAAAAUACUGACACUGGAAGGCAGAGGAAUAAAAUAUGUUCAUGCAAGUA
Messenger RNA from Stegastes partitus (bicolor damselfish), 4721 nucleotides. RefSeq names its product MICAL-like 1a (gene micall1a). Lineage: Eukaryota; Metazoa; Chordata; Actinopteri; Pomacentridae. The record is from RefSeq and is a predicted model, not a curated record. Gene Ontology annotation, molecular function: protein binding. The transcript has 16 exons. Bases 714 to 3476 code for a protein of 920 amino acids.